Molecule: messenger RNA, 14046 nt
Organism: Phalacrocorax carbo (great cormorant)
Lineage: Eukaryota; Metazoa; Chordata; Aves; Suliformes; Phalacrocoracidae
Source: RefSeq, a predicted model, not a curated record
GCUGCUGCUGCUCAGGUUGCAAACCCGCAGCCCCCGGCCCUCCUUCCUGCCCGCCUCCCCGGGCGGAGAGCACCCGGCCCGGCCGCCUCUUCCCCCCUCCCCGUCCCCUUCCCUCUCCCUUCCCUUCCCUCCCGGCCCCGCUGCCAGGGGCGAAGCCGCCCGCCGGGCCCCCGCGGCCUUUUUUUCUUGGAUUUUAGUACCGGAAAACUCCCUAAUGACAACUUUGCUUAGGUCCAGUAAUAGCAACUAUUGGACAAGAGGAGAGAAUAAUACAACCUGCCUUACCGCAAGUGUGUGUGGAAUCAUACUCGUGGGAAGUUAAGGAUGACUUUCACAGAGCUGAGCAUCGUGACCUGCCCUGCUCCUCCCUGCUCGGUGUGGGAACAACCUGAAGGACAUCUUGGAGCCACCUGUACUGCUUCAUGCAGUUAAAUGCUCUGAGGUCAUGAAACUUAAUCCACAGCAAGCUCCAUUAUAUGGUGACUCUGUUAUUACAGUGCACCUGACUGAGGAAGACAAAGUUGAAGAUGAUGUAGUUUUUUACAUGGUCUUCACUGGAUCAACUGUCCAACACUGCACAAGCACGAGAAAGAUUAAUCCUGGGAGUCUGGAGACAAUUUCUCCUGGCCAUGACUGCUGUGAGACGGUGAAGGUGGUACUUUGUGCCUCUAGAGAAGGUCAUCCUGUUCUGGUUGUGGCAGAAGAGAGUUUCCAGUUUGUCCAGGAUGAAGCCUAUGAUGCCGCCCAGUUUCUGGCCACCUGUGCUGGCAACCAGCAGGCAUUAAAUUUCACUCGAUUCUUGGACCGGUCGAGACCACCUGCUGCCGACGUGGACUUUUUGGACGAGAAAGUGGCUUUGGCGUUUCGACACCUGAAACUGCCGGCAGAAUGGAACGUGCUGGGAGCGGACCAGUCCCUGAGCGAGAACAUCCCUCGGGAAACACUGAUGCAUUUUGCGGUGAGGCUGGGUCUGCUGCGUCUGACAUGGUUUCUGCUCCAGCAGCCGGGUGGAAGAGGAGCUCUCAGCAUCCACAACAACGAAGGGGCAACGCCUGUGAGCUUGGCCUUGGAGAGGGGCUACCAGAAGCUGCACCAGCUUUUGACCGAAGAGGAAGCCAGGGAACCGGACUCCUGGAGCACCUUGUCUCACACCGUGCACUCGGGGGACUACAGCGUGAAGCACCACCGCGGGCUUGAUGUUUACAUGCUGACGGCUGAAGCCAAGGAAGGGGUAGCGGCCAGCUUGGAGAGUGACAUACGGCAACUUCAGAUGCACAUGCAGAGCCACCAGCACAUGAGUUUGAGGCAGCAGACAGAGCCUGUACGGGGAGAUUCUGGAGACAGCUGUGCUAAAGCAGCAGAGCCAGAUGGUCACCUGGCCACUGCCUCUCAGAGCUUAGAAGAAAAGGCGAGCGAAGGAAGGCAGGAAAGUCCAUCUGAUCUUGUUCACCUGGACAUCGGGCAGCUCUCAGACGAAACCGACCAGAAAGAGAAAUGCGACAGCAGGAGUUUGGGGGCUUCUAAUGAUGUGCCAAAUGACUUGCUGAGCCUGGGGGAUGCAAAGAGCUCAGAGUGCCUCUGUGAAAGUAAAAAUACAGUGACGUUGAGUAAAAAGGAAGAGGAGGAGCCAACCUCUGCUGAAGCUUCUGGGACUGUAUCAGAUGAAAAAGACUGCACAGUGAGCCUGUGUGCAAGUGUAAACGGUGCCGUAAAUCUUCCAUCCCGUGGAGAUACAAAUGAGGAAGCUGGAAUGACAUCUGCUGGAGUUGGUUUGGAUCAAGCCGGCUUGUGCAGUAAAGAUAGUCCCCAUCAGGAAGUGCAAGCUGCCAAGGAGCGUGCAGCUGACAGUACUGUUACUGUGGUGGAAACUGCAGGCAAAGCCCCAGCUUCCUUGGAGGGCGUGGAUGUGGCUAUGGGCCAAACUGAAUGCAGGAACUGUACAGGGGCAGCUGAGAGGGCUGCGGGCCAGCAGCAGGUAGAGGAUGGGAUGACUGAGGCCGGUGAAAGGAGGACUGCAAACCCAGAAGAGCAAUUGUCAGCUAAGGAAGAGUCAGCCAGUGCUGCUCAGCCCUUACUCAGUGGUUUUAAUGGCACUGAGCGUGCAGAUGGGGAGGAUGCAAAUGUGGGAGUGGUACCGGCACACGACGGUACGAAUGCAGAUGGUGGCACUGGUGAUGCCUCUGUUGACCUUUGCAAGGCUGGCGAUAACAAAGAAACUGGAGUGGACUCCUGCACUGAUCAGGUAAACAGUGGCUCCUUGGAAAACCAAGGAGAUGCCCAUGUCGCAGCGAGGCAGGAUGUCACUGCGAGCGCCGGGGCAGUGUUGCCAGCAGUGAAUGGGAUGAAGGUUCCUGCAUGUGCAUCAAAGCCUGGUCCUGGUUUAGAAGUCCAUGGCAGUGGUGAGAGUGGGGAGCGAGAAGGGCAGUUGGAAGCAGGUUGCACAGAUGGGAAAUCUAGCUCACCCUCACUGGAAGACAGUGUGGAAACUGAUGGCCCUGAUGCUAAACCUGAAAACGAUGAUGUUGGUGGAUCUAAUCAAACCAGUGCAGAACCAGCGUGUUGCCAGGAGAGCGGUAAGAUCACUGAACGUGUAGCUGAAGCAAUGGAGGGCAGUGAAACCGGUGAAGAGGAGCCAGUAGGAACUGAUACCAGCAGCAGCAGAGAUGGAGGAAGCGCAGAUUCUGCAGGCGGAGGUCAGGAAGUUGCUAGCUGUCACCCUUCUGCUGAUCAAACUGUCGUUAAAGAUGAAAUGGCCGACAACUUCAAACCGGACGCUGCUCAAGAGAGUAAACACGAGCCUGCAUCGCUCCCUCCGGAGGAUGCGAGCACAUGCCUGGCUGAGAAAGAGCCAGCGCAAACCGAAGCAGAGAGCGCAGAAAGCGCUUUGGAGCAGGAGGGGCUGAGCGGUGAGAUGAAAUCACCCGCUCCCCUACCCACAGGAGGGGGACCUGCUGUGAGUCAGGAGGGAGAUGGUGCAGUGGCACCUUCUGGGCAGGAGGCAGCUCUGCAAGGUAAUGACCCUGGAUUAGCUUCGUGUGCCAAGGGCCCAGACUGUGCUGAGGGUAAUUUAAUAGGCACACCCUCUGUAGUUCAUAAUGAAGAAUCUAAACAAAACCAGGAAGCGGUGGCGGUGGCAGGCUCGGCAGAGCUCGCCCAGCAGCGCGGCGGGGAGCAUGGCAGGGUAGCUGCCAGAGCUGGCUGGCCUGGGGACCGUGCGGGGGAUGAGGGCUCUCCAGAGCAGAGCCUCUUGGAGCAGGCUGAAGAAGGCAAAGCUGAACCUGAGCAGGAGGCUUGCGCAAGUGGCAGGGAGCAGGUUUUGUCAGAGGAACUUCUUGCUGCUGUUGUGAAACCCUCUGACUGCAGUCAGGGGGAGCCUGUGGCAGGCAGCAGCGAUGUGGACGCUGGGCUGAAAGGGAUAGUCCAUGACAAAGUGUGCGAGACGGCGGCAGUGAAUGCAGAAGGCACCAUGCACGGACCUGCGUCGGCAGGUGAGUCACCGGGUGCGGAGAGCGACUCUUGUCUGGAUGCGAGUCUGAACCAAGAACAUGAUCCCGGUCAAACCCAACAGCAGAUCUCCCCGCAGAGCAGCACCCCCGAAUUAAAGGAUGCUUCAGAAGUGGGAGCCCCAAGUGAUGCCUGCGAGGGUAAGGAAGCAUUAAGGCCAGUGACAAUAACCCCCAUUGCAGCGUAUCCGGAGGAGCAGGAGGAUACGGAAAGCGUGCUUCCCCGGGCAGCACUUCAGCCCAUUGCAGAAGAGCCCACGUGCGACAGCGACUCCAGCACCGACACCGUUUGUCUGGCUGGUGAGAGCAAUGCUGGUCCUGCUGCUAAAGCAGCUCAGGGGGAGGUUUUGGCUGAGCCCGAUGGAAAGCAGAGCCAAGCUGUACCCGAAUCGCCCUCCUUGCUGUGUUCGUGCCAUUUGCAUGCUGUUGAGUCCCUGGAAAAUGUGGGAGUGAAGAGUUUGGUUUUGGCAGACGAUGGCUCUUCUCUGGAUAAAGUUCCUAAAAUGGUAAAAAGUUUCGAUGCAGUGGUUUUUGCAGCAGAGACACCUUGUUCCCCUGAAUUACCUGCCACAGAAAAAGUGGGGCUUGAGCCCCAGGCUGCGGUGGAUGUGGGAGCCAGCCUUAAUGGAGAAAUGGAUUUAAGUUCCUCGGCAAAGAAGAGGACUGUCAGCCUGGCAGUGCAACGAGCUGAGUCUCUUACAGGGAAGUUGGAAAUGAAAACUGAAGACGGGGUGGAUUUUCCGAAAGAUCACGACGAGAGCGCGGCCCGCGAGGAAGCAAUAAACCGUGAAAGCUGGUGUUCACUGGAGCCAUGUCCCGAUUCUUCCCUGCUGGAACGCAAGCGGACGCGGGAGUCAUCAGAAUGUGAGAAUUUCUUGGAGGAUGGGCUGAGUAGCGUCUGUGCCUCGUCACAGGGUGUCCUUAAAAGAGAGUCCGGGAGCGAGUCUGACCUCUUCCCCUUGCCUGGUGAUGGGAUGGAAGACCUUGUCUUUGGAAAGCAGCCUGAGGAGGAGCAGUCUGCAUGUGAUGUCACCAGCUCCAGUUCCUCUGCCGAUGACACCAUGUCCCUGGAGAGGAACUCAUCCCUGGGCAGUGACAUAUUCCUUCCCUUCCCGCCGAUGGUGAACUUCGUCCAGCCCAAGGACAGGCACAGCCUGGAUGGCAGCUGCACAAACAUGGUGGCCGCAGAGGGAGGAGAGAAGGAAGAGGAGCUGGACAGUAUCACGGAUGUGCCCACCCAUUCCUCCAUCUUACGAAACUCCAUGCGGCCACUGUCACCUUUCCGUCGACACAGUUGGGGGCCAGGGAAGAAUGCCAGCAAUGAAGCAGAAAUAAAUCAGAGGAGUUCAAUGCGAGUUCUGGGGGAUGGUAUAAAGAAGCCUCCCAUUCAUAGGAGAAGUUUGAGCUGGUGUCCCUCUGGCGUACAGUUCGUUGCCAUGAUUCCUGACUUUACUUGUAGAAGUUACAGCCUAGAAGGCCUUGCUGGAGACUCUGGUGAGAACAAGAAGCCCUCUACAAACUUGGAGGCUUCUUCUCUGAGCUCCAAAGACCUCAGAGGGAGUCCGCUUGCCAGCAAUCAGUGUGGGUCCCUGGUCUUGCUCACUGAAGACCUCGAGCAAAGGAAAAUCAGAGACUAUGAUCACCAGAUGCGUCAGACAUCGCAACCGCAAGGAUUUAAUUUCUGUUCUUCUGCUGUUUCAUCUCCACUGACCAAAUCUAUGUCUCUAAUGUCAAUUAGUAAACCGGUGCUGGACAGUACGCAGGCGUUCAGCGGCCCCACGGGUUCCUCGGUUCAGAGCAUAUCUGAAGAGAGCAGCAGUGACCGCUCUAAAGGUGGAACAAAAGUCAGUCGCACCUUCAGCUACCUCAGGAAUAAAAUGUCCAGCAGCAAGAAGAACAAAGAAAAAGAGAAAGAUAAAGAGAAAACUAAAGAGAAGGACAAAGAUUCCAAGGAGAAGGAAAAAGAUAAGAAGCUGUUAAAUGGACAUCACUUCACUGCAACGUCUGUUGUAGCCCAAGCAACUUGUUACCACUGUAUGAAACCUUUCAAUAAGGAUUCGUACUACUGUGCAAACUGCAAUGCAAUUGUUCACAAAGGCUGUAAGGAGAGUUUUGCUUCUUGUGCAAAGGUCAAAAUGAAGCCUCAGAGAGGGAUGCUGCAGGCACAUGAUACCUCUUCAUUACCCACAGUAACCAUGAGAAACAAAAGCUCACAACCGAAGGAGCGCCCUCGCUCUGCAAUACUCGCUCCUGAUGAGAACACCGUAACCUCCAUGUUCAGUAACAGGAGAUCACAACAGCCUACAGCACUUUCGAAAAGUGUCUCAAUACAGAACAUUGCAGGAGUGGGGAAUGAUGACAGCUUAAUACACACUUGGAAAUUCCUGUCACAGUCAACAGACUCCUUACAUAAAAUCAGCCGGGUGAAUGAAUCCAUGGAGUCACUGGUUGAUGAGGGUGCAGACAUGAAUGAAGGACAGCUGAUGGGAGAUCUGGAAUUAGAUUCCAAGCAGCUGGAGGCAGAGUCAUGGAGCCAAGUAGUGGACAGCAAGUUCCUACAGCAGCAAAACAAAGACGUUGUCAAACGGCAAGAUGUCAUUUACGAGCUAAUGCAGACAGAAAUGCAUCAUGUCCGCACCCUGAAGAUCAUGAACGAUGUAUACAGCGCAGGGAUGUUAAAGGAACUGCAGUAUGAUCAACAAGUUGUAGACAAGAUCUUCCCCUGCCUGGAAAACUUGCUGCACAUCCAUAGUCACUUCUUCCAGCGGAUUCUGGAAAGGAAGAAGGAGUCGUUGGCAGACAAAAGCGAAAAGAACUUUGUUAUCAAGAGGAUAGGUGACAUCCUAGUGAAUCAAUUCUCCGGUGAGAAUGCCGAGCGAAUGAAGAAAACGUAUGGCAAAUUCUGUGGGCAUCACAACGAGGCAGUAAAUAACUUCAAAGAUCUGUACUCAAAGGACAAGCGGUUUCAGGCAUUUGUCAAGAAAAAAAUGAGCAGCUCCCUGGUGAGGCGUCUUGGGAUUUCUGAAUGUAUCUUAUUGGUAACACAGAGAAUCACAAAGUACCCGGUCCUUUUACAAAGGAUACUGCAGUACACCAAAGAAAAUGAAGAGGAACAUGAAGACUUGACUCAGUCAUUAAACCUCGUUAAAGAUGUGAUCGCUGCAGUCAAUAGCAAAGUCAGCAAUUAUGAAAAGAAAAUGCGUCUUAGUGAGAUUUACAACCGGACGGAUAGCAAGUCCAUCAUGAGGAUGAAGAGUGGCCAGAUGUUUGCAAGAGAGGACUUGAGGCAUCGGAAGCUCAUCCGAGAUGGGCCUGUUUCACUAAAAAAUGCAGCUGGCCGGUUAAAAGAAGUCCAGGCUGUUCUCCUCUCCGACAUGCUCGUAUUCCUUCAGGAGAAGGACCAGAAGUAUGUCUUUGCCUCACUGGACCAGAAAUCUACUGUGAUCUCUCUGAAGAAGUUGAUCGUACGAGAAGUGGCUCAUGAGGAGAAGGGUUUGUUCCUGAUCAGUAUGGGUGUAAAAGAUCCUGAAAUGGUGGAAGUCCAUGCCAGCUCCAAAGAAGAGCGUAACGGCUGGAUACAGAUCAUUCAAGACACAAUGAACACCAUGGAUAAAGAUGAAGAUGAAGGAGUCCCUUGUGAGUCUGAGUUUGAAAAGAAAGUGUCAGACGCAAAAGUGAGAGGACUGAAAGAACAACUUCAGCAGAAGGAUAAGCAGAUCCUCCUCUUGCUGGAGGAGAAGUCUAAGAUCUUCCGGGACAUGGCGGACAGUUCUGCGCAGGAGGACAUGCCAGGCUCCAGGCUGCUCUUCAGGGCCAACACAGAAGAGGCACCAAAAGGAGAGGCCAUUAUGAAAACUGCAAUAAACGAAGUUGAACUGCUGCAAGAUCUAGUGAACAGGAGCCUGGGCACUGCCCUUGGACAGCAGGUCAGCAGCACUGCCAUGGAACAAGAAGGAGGAGUUGGCCCCAUCUCUCUCCCUAGAAGGGCAGAAACUUUUGGAGGAUUUGACAGUCAUCAAAUGAACGCCUCCAAGUGUGGAGCGAAAGAUGAAGGCGACGAUGCUCAGGACCUUCGGAGGACAGAGUCAGACAGCGUUUUAAAGAAGGGUGGAAAUGCUAAUCUGAUGUUCAUGUUGAAAAGGAAUAACGAGCAGGUCCUCCAAACCAUUACCAGCCUCCAUAAGCUGCUCAGUGCUUUGCAGGGCGUUGUGCUGCAGCAGGACACCUACAUUGAGGACCAGAAGCUGGCUCUGAGCGAGAGGGCUCUGACCCGAAGCUUCUUCCGGCCGACCUCGCUGCUGGAACAGGAGAAGCAGCGCAACCUGGAGAAGCAGCGCCAGGAGUUGGCCAACCUGAAGAAGCAGCAGACACAGCACCAGGAGGAGAGGCGGAGGAGGGAGAAGGAGUGGGAAGUCCGGGAGAAGGAGCUGGUGGAGCAAGAGGCCCACCUGGCCCAGCGAGAGGAGCAGGUCCAGAGAGGGUGGCAGGAUCUUGAGCGGGAGCGAGAGGAGCUGCAGGUGAAGAAGGCCUCCUACCAGCUCGACCUCGAGAGGCUUCGCACAGCACAGAAGCAGCUGGAGAGGGAGAAGGCGCAGUUCAAGCAAGACGUAGAACGAUUAGCUCAAAUGCGGCAGGAGUCUGACCACAACCAGGUUUCAAAUCCACAUGAGAAACUUGUAAGAGUCUCCUCCCAGUCCAGCACUGACGACUCCUCCAAGCAGAAGAGCCCUUCCCUUCCUAAACAAGGGCACUUUGAUGCAGAACUGUCUGUCUUCCCCAAAAGGAACAGUCUUUCAAGGACACAGAAAGAGAAAAGCACUUUCCAUUUGCUUAGCACAACAAACCAGACUAACAAGGCGGCUGAGGAACAGCCCCAGAUGCCUACCCGCCUCUUCAGUUUAGCCAAACCAAAGGAGAAGAAGGAAAAGAAGAAAAAGGGCAGGGGACAUCGCUCCCAACAGUCUGAUUCUCACUCAUCAGAAGCACCUCCAGAGGGUGAGGAGAUCUUCUGCUGAGCAUGGACAGUUCCAUCGGUCACUCUUGGCAUUGGUACAGUGGACAUCUCCCUGCCCGCUCCACAGCACGCUGCUGGUGCCUGCAUCUGACAAGCAUCUGGAGGUUUUAAAUAAAGCAUGUUAUGAAGUCUGUUAAGUGGUGGGAAAGGGCCUCUCUCCUGUGGUUUUGCGUGAAUUCUCACCGCAGAGGCUGACUGCACGGCAAAUAGUACCGUCUCUCUGUGCAAACCUUGGGUUAAAAGGAUUGGGAUAGACGUUUUCUGUCUCUUACUGCUAAAGGAUGAGAGAACAUAGCCUUAAGGGGUCUGUGCCUUCAAAUUCCCCUUUUCUGGGGAACGUAACCAAAACCAAGCAUUUAGCAAAAGAUUAGGACUCUACAAAUGGUGCGUACACACUGGCAUAUAGAGAUAUACUGUAUAUAUACAUAUAUGUAUCUAUGUAUCCACUGGGAUAUGCUUACAGUCUGUACAGCCAAGCUUAGCUCGGCCCAUGGGGAUAGAUGAUACCUGAUGACUUUCAGGGAGCGUGUAGAUAUUAAAUAUCUUGCCCUUACUGCUCCAAUUGUGACACCAUUGACUUGCACGCCCCUUUUGUGCUUGUGGUGUAUGGACUGUUUGGCUUCAGAAAGGUACCUUACACCAGGAGGCAGUAACAGCAUUCAAAACAAAAAUUCAGAGGAAAAAAAGUAAAAUUUAAAGGAAUUCUGAAAGAUUUCCAUGGGGCAAAGGAUUUAAAUGUCAAACUGUUUCCGGAAUCCAGCAGAACGUCUUUGGGUAUAUUUAAAAUGAUGCAGAAAAGAGAAAUUCAGUAGAUUUGUAAGGCAACCCCAGGGAGCCAGAACAAACAGUGUUCAAGUGGGAACAACUCUAAGCGACAAUUUUUUACACAAUCUCUUUGAGCUCCAGCUCACUCCUUCCCAUUCCCUAAGUAAAUAUAUUUAUUUUUUUUUGCCAGAAUAUAGUCUCCAGUUGCAUUUGACGUCCCUUCAUUACAAGCCUGAUGACUUACUGGAGAGAUGGCUGAAAAUCUGCUUUUAGGGACUUUUUUUUCCUGUAUGUAUUUUUCUUCCCCUACUUUUGGGGGGAGGGGGGCUUCUCUUUCUCUGGAUUUUGUCAGCUUCCUUGGCUCGUUCCUAAGGCAGAAUGAGACAACAGCAAUUCCAGAGCACUUCAGGGAGAUGUCGCAGGUCAGGGGACUGAGUGCUGUGAGCAGAGCGAACUCCAACGAGCGGCUCCUAGUUCCUAUGUCAAUACAAUACCGUGCACUUAUAACUAUUUCUAGGGAGAUAAUACAUUCUCAUGGACAGAAACGCUGUGGGACAGGUCCGUUUCCAUCGCUGUGGGCUUUAGGGUGAAAAUGUCCCUGUGUCCCUGUGCUGCCAUCAGCGGAAGGAGAAGGUCUGAGGGUGGCUCUCGCUGUGCCGACUGUGAGGUGUUUGUACAGCUGUUGAAUCCAAGGAUGUGUUCAGUGGGGGAAAAGAAAUGCAGCGAGCCAAACUUUCCUCCAAAGCGAAAAGUGUCUCCAUUAUUGUUCUUCCAAACUCUCUCAGGGGAGUUGCCUGAGCGGAUUUGUAAAUGGUUAUGAGACACUAUCAGCUUCAAAAUAGCUCAAGAGUUUGCUCAGAGUUUAAAGCUGUCAAGUGCAUUUCCUUUCCUGUCAGUUUUCUCUUUAAAAAUAUUUCUCUUCUUGCACUAUUGUUUGAUUUCAGUUUGCUCUCUGGUUUCUCACAAGCUAGUAACCCACAGCAGUCUUCAGAGUUCGGUGCCGAUGAGUAUCAGCAGCACCAGUGGUGAGGUGGAUGCUUAGACUGGUCUGCCUUGGUCCGUGCAGGAAUCCUAGACCACCUGCUUGCUUUUGAAGCUCUCUAAACUAUUAAGAAUCAAAAAAAAAAAAAGAGGUUUGAGAUUUAUUUGUAGUUUGCUUUUUAAAUAUUAUUUGGUGCUUAUUCUUAAUUGCAAGCAGGGCUUGCAAAAAAUAUUUAAUAUUGUUUAUUUGAGAGAGUUCUUUUUUUUUUAACUAAGUUUAUUAGGUUUUAUUUUUUUAUUUUUAUUUUUUAUGUUCUUACCUCCCUGGUUCCUACAGAACCAGGGUUUGGGCAGUGCUGCUUAGCAGUCCAUGCCGUGCCCAGAGUUACACAACUUCAACCGAGAGCUUUCUUUAAGGCAGAGCAUCUUUGGGCCAAAAAGUCUGGAAAAAGCAGCAGUGACUUCAGACAAGACUCCUCCUAUCAGUUAGUUUCCUCGUUUUAAAUAUUCUGCUUAGGUUUUCUCCUACCUCUUGGAGGCAAAGGAAAAAGCAAAACAUGGAGCAUCUUGCAGUGAUGUGAGGGUCCGGUUGCUUCUCUGGGGAGAUACAGGCAGGUCUCCUAAACCUGAAAGGAGCUGAAGGAGGCAUGUGCUGGUGUUGUGGUGUUACUUUUUCAUAAGAAAACCACCACUUUUAGAAAAUAACUUCUGCCUUGCUGUUCAUAUAUCUGCAAAAGUGAAUGUGCCAAGCUGAAAUUUUCGGAAACCAAAGUGGCACGUGGCUCAUUUACUGUUGUGUAAACAGAGAUCAGGUCCCCAGUGUUUCUGAAAGUUCCCCUCAGUCUGUAAGAGCCUUUGCUAGUAUGAGCUUUUCUUUUCAUCCCUCUGUCUUUUUCCCGGUUCCAACAUGCGUUGACUUCGUUACACAGGCACGUCCCAUGGCUCCGAGAAGGGCAUCAAAAGGGAGACACAUGACCCAGGGCAGCCCUGGGUCUCUGCCUGGCUUGACCAUCUCAAAUCAUCUGCAAAUCAAAAAGAGCGUUCAGUGCCCAAAGUGAAAAUAGUAUUUGCUCAGUGAUCUCAUAAGGUCCCCACAGCUCCUUGUCAAAGAAACCAUGGGCGUGAAUCUGAACUAUACCAGCUAGAAAUACUGUGUAUCAAAGCUGUUCGUGUCUUAAAUUCUGGUGAACAGACCGUUGUCCCUGGGGGAUGUAUGUUACUGCAUGAUUCACUCUUUUUGGCAUGAAGCCUUUACUCCCACACUGCUUCCUCCUCCUUUCACCUUUAGGAAGGUGAGGCCAUGUUUUUAUCUCUUUAGCCUUUUAAUUUUUUUCCCUUCUCAGGUUUUCUUUGGAAAGGCUUGGCAUAGGUCCCUAGAGUUGGAUUCCUGCUCUGAUCCCUGCAGGUUGCCUAGGGUUGUCUGAUAGAGUAUGGUCUCAGCUUUACAGCACCAAACCCUUUCCUUUUCCUGGCCUUAAAAUUGCAUUUGCUCCAGUUCCACACCUGGCAUCCAUCCUGCAGUUGCUGAAAGCAUGUUAUUUCUUCAGCCUGAUGCUUUGUGGUUCCCGGAGCCAGUCCCUUGAUGCCAUCUGGAGCACCCAAACCACUCUGUUCUGCGUCGGGUUUCUGGGACCCAGAGCAGGUUCAAAAAUGUCAUUGGAGAGAGAAGAGGACCCUGCAAGGGCUGUCAGAGCUUUUUUUUUUUUUGGUAGUGUUUGAUGGAGAGGAAGAACCAGACUUUCUUUUCUUGGACAUUUCUUAGUCUGGUGUUAAACACUGCCCAACAGAAGAGGUUUCAGUGACGGGGAAGUGGGAGCGCAGGCUCAGAUGACGUACAGAAGUGGUCAGUAUUAGCUGGGCAUGUCAGAAUACGCCAGUGGUAGAGAGUCCCUGUAGCAAGUGGUGUGAGACUCCUUGGAGCUGUGUGGGGUUGGCCUUAGCUUCUUUUAACUGAAUUGAUCAUCUCAACAUGUAAUGAUGUCAGUUUGAUGCCAUAAAGCACUUUAAAUGGAACUGGUCUUGUCCCUUUUCAUUCUGGUUACGUGGAGACAAUCAGCUUUGCCACUGCUCCCCGCUCUUCAUCCCCAGCAAAAUCCGAGCUGCAAGUAGGCAUAUUCCUGGUUUGCUUUGGCUUUACCCCGGGAGGGGAGGAAGGCCAGCUUUUUGUAUUCUUUUUAGAUCAAAGUGGGUGUGAAUCUGCAGGGACACCCUGCAGAUGGGUGAGUAGCAGGACCAGAGGAACUGGCUUCUGAUGGAUCAGGUAUAUCCCCUGGGAGAGCCCAUGCUGGUGUCACCAUCACCUUCCUCACAGCAGGUACUACUGCCGGUAGGGGAGCCGUCCCACCAGCAGUUUGCCUUCAACCUCCUUUUUCUUGGAGAAACACUGAGCAGAGGAGGUGUGGAGGGAUACAACCAAAUAAGUGAAGUGAGGCCCUUUCCGUGCACUAAGUUAUUUCUGUCCAGGCCACUGGGAGACCUCCCAGGUGCCAACCCUGGGGCAGGAGCUCUCACCACUGCUGAGGGUGGACAACUCUUCUCACUCUUGAAGUUUGACCACUGCUGAGAAGCACAGUAAUGCUAUUAGCUUGUGCAGACUUGUACUGCCUUUCAAAAGCAAGAGCACCCAUAGAGUCUGAUCAUCUUUGCACCUUCCUUGAGGCACUAGGAUAUCUCAAAGCUGGCGCUGAAAUGCCCAAAUCCAGUCCUUCCAAAUGCCACCGAGUCAGAAGAGCUUCGUAGGUGCCAAAUCCCAGGGAAGCUGUCUACAGUAGCGGUGGCACGGGGCAAGGGAGGACUGGGCGGGGAGGCCCAGGAGAGUUAUACAAGAUCCCACAAAACAUUCCUUGUUAACCAGAACUCUGGAAGUUAUUCUGCCUGCUGGCCAGGUUUGGGAAUUUAAAAAAGCUUAAAUUUUAAACUAGGUUAAAACGGUUAAACUAUGUUUAAAAUAGUUUUAAAUAAAAGAAAAAAAAACCCUCCCUUGCUGCUCAUAAUUCUUGCUUCAUUUGUCAGAAGGGGCAGCCAUCAGUGAUUCUUUGAUCUGGUGAUGCAGCUAAGUUUUGAAGAUAGGCGAGCUGAACUGGCUUAGUCUCGUACACCUUGUGCCCUUGCGUGACGGGAAGCGUAACGCUAGCUCCCUUCCCACCUGCGUUUUCAGGGCUCAGCGCCCUUUCUUUCCACACGCAUUUCACUGACACUGAUGCUUUGCCCAAAUAUAUUCCGCUUCCAUUGCUUGGGGGGUGGGGGGAACAGGACGACAUUCACUGCUUUGCAUACAGCUAUAAGCUUUGUAUGUAUUUAAGCUGUAUAUAAGUAUCCAUCCUUUCCAUGCUCUGAAGUAUUUUAUUGUUUUCUUUAUCGAUAUUAAACAUUGACUCAAAAGGAAAAAAUAAGAACCUAUGUCCAGUUCAGUUCGCCUAUGGUUAAAGUUUAGCCUGAUGUUUAUUUUGUACUAAUAUGGAAUGCACUUGAGUAAUUCCCAGAGUGUUGAGGUGUAUUACGUAUAAAAAUAAAUAAAAAUGCUUUGCAUUUUCAUGUUGAACCCGUUAAAAAAAAAAAAAAGUUGAAAAGAAGACUCUUUUUAAAAAAGGGUAAAAUCUACUUGUAUGUUGAUCUGUAAUUAUGUAAAAAACAAGCAGGUUAUUGACUGUAAAAUUCUUAACAUUUUUUGGCAAGUUAGAGAAAAAUCUUAGGUUUUGUAAUAAGCUUUUAUUUAUCGACCUUUUCAGCUACCAGCAUCAACUUCUUGUAAAUUCCUUUUCUUUUAAAUAAAUUUAUUUCUGA